AUGAUUCCAAUUCGAGUUCUGCUGUUACUUUCCUUAAGUGUUGCCGCUCUUGCUGGGCGCUCUACCAAACCCAACUUCAUCUUCAUCAUUACCGACGAUCAAGACUUACAUUUGAACUCGCUCGACUACCAACCUGCUGUGCAGAAGCAUUUCGCCCAGGAAGUCCUGAUUGACCCCGGAACCUACGUCUUCUACAACUCAACCAUGACACGUAACCACGACGUGUACAGAAACCUACCAGGAGAAUACUCAACCGACCUCGUAGCCAACGCCGCAGUCUCCUUCCUAGACGAAGCCAUCGCAGCACCAGACCGGCCUUUCUUCAUCGGCGUCGCACCCAUAGCCCCCCACUCAGAAACAAUUACCAACCCACGCCCUACAAAGUUCAACCUACCCGUCCCCGCAAAGCGACACGAACAUCUCUUCCCCGACGUAAAAGUACCCCGAACACCAAACUUCAACCCCUCAAAACCAGGAACAGCAUCCUACUUCUCCACGCUCCGCCCGCUCAACGCCUCAGAAAUCGCGUACAACGACGCCUGGUACCGCGCACGCCUGCAAACCCUCCAAUCCGUCGACGACCUCAUCGAGUCUAUCAUGAACCGUCUGAGCAAAAACCCCGAGGUACUGGAAAACACUUAUCUGAUUUAUACAACCGACAACGGCUUCCACAUCAGCCAACACCGGCUCCCGCCCGGUAAAUCCUGCGGCAUAGAAGAAGACAUCAACAUCCCGUUCUUCAUCCGCGGCCCGGGCGUUGCUAAAGGCGCAGUGAUGGAUAUACCGAGUAGUCAUACGGAUAUCGUGCCUACGCUGUUUCAUCUCGCUGGUAUACCACCCCGGGAGGAUUUUGACGGAGAGGUUAUUCCUGUUACGGGGGAGAUGCAGGAAAAGGGUGAGGGUGGGAAGAGUGAGCAUGUUAAUGUUGAGUUUUGGGGGGAGUAUCUUGUGGAAGGGAAUACGUUUUAUGGGCGGGAUGUGUGGGCAAACAAUACGUAUAAGACGGUGAGGGUGGUGGGGGAGGAGUAUGAUUUGAGUUAUACGGUUUGGUGUACGAAUGAGCGGGAGCUUUAUGAUAUGAAGACCGACCCCUAUCAACUCACCAACCUCCUCUCCACACCCAACACAACCACCUCCUCCAGUGCAUCCACAUCCUCCUCUUCCUCCCUCACCUCCACAAACUCCUACCCCAUCCUCCCCCUAACCGCCCGCCUCGACGCCCUCCUCCUCACGCUCAAGCGCUGCAAAGGCCGUGUGUGCACGCGACCAUGGGAGAAAUUGCAUCCCAAGGGUAAUGUACGCAACCUGAAAGAUGCGAUGCAUGAGAGGUACGAUGUGUUUUACCUAGAGAAGCAGAAGAAGGUUAGCUUUGAUGAGUGUGCCAAAGGACAGAUUUUGAGCGUUGAGGGGCCGCUGGAGCCGGUGGCUUGGAGGGAGGAGUGGGAUGAGUGGAGUUGGGCUACGUAG
Messenger RNA from Alternaria metachromatica, 1467 nucleotides. RefSeq lists its product as uncharacterized. NCBI's taxonomy places the organism in Eukaryota, Fungi, Ascomycota, Dothideomycetes, Pleosporales, Pleosporaceae. The transcript is spliced from 4 exons. Bases 1 to 1467 code for a protein of 488 amino acids. The record is from RefSeq and is a predicted model, not a curated record. Gene Ontology annotation, molecular function: glycosaminoglycan binding; N-acetylglucosamine-6-sulfatase activity.